CCAUUUUGUUGUUUAGCUUUUGGAAAAGUCACCGGUGUACCUGCACUCAAUCGCUGUUCGUCCGUUUUCGCAGAGACCAGGUAAUUUGCGAGCAUCCGAGUGUCUUUUUCUACCUUUCUUUGCUGUGAGAAUGUCUUCUGAAGAGACGCUUAGUGACGGUAGAGUGAGGGGAAGGGUUGAGGAGGCAGAGAGUAGGGAUUUGGGGGUGCCGUCGAACAUUUUGGAGAGAGAGGAUGAAAGAGAGCCGUGUUUCAACCCUGAGGAGGAAGUUGUUGGUGAGGUGGCAGGGUAUGAAACAAGUUUGGAGAAUAGGGGUAGUUUGGCCCAUCUGGUUGAGAACUAUGGGGUGCCCGGGCGUGUGUUGGUGAGGUCGGCGGGGAGUAGGGAGAGGGCGUGUUCGGCCCCGAGGGACCACUGGAUGCCUCUCUACUCCCAUUACCUGGCGGCUGGGUUGCGGUUCCCUCUCCCAGACCUGUUGGUGUGGUUGUUGUUGGAGUAUGGUCUGGGGCUAACGCAACUCACCCCUAAUGCCGUGAGGUUAGUGGUGGCGUUUGCAGUGUAUAGUCGAAGUCGGGGGGUAAGUUUUCCUACUGCCAACGUAUUCAAGUACUUUUACGUCUUGAAUGCUGGGAGUGGUAGGGAGAAGGGGUGGUACUACUUUACGGGCCGGGUAGCGAAUAAGCAGAGGAGGGGUCUGUUUAGCGCCGGGCCGUCUUCCAUUAAAGGGUGGAAAGACAAGUUCUUUUUUGCGGAUGACACGGAGUGGGAUAAGACUGAUGCCGAGGUGGAACACUUGAGUCGUUGGAAGGCGAAAGGGUUAAACCUCAAUGAGUAUAGUCUGACCCCGGGGGAGUUGGAGGAUGUGGGGGAGUUGGAAAGAAGGGGUGUGGGUUUACUGGAUGUCAUGGAGUAUACGAGCCAGAGGAUGUUAGACGCGGCUGAGAUAUAUGGGCCGAGCUCGCCGAGGGGAGAAGAGAUGAACAAAUUUUUGGAUGCAGCGGGUGGAGCUGGAAUUCCAAAGAAGGGAAGAGGGAAGAGAGGCGAGGUUAGGAGGCGGGCGGAGGAGGUUUCACUGCCCCAAGCCGAAAUGGAGAACUUGGCCAUCACUCAGCCUGGCCAUGCUGGGGGGGAAGUGACGGUGGCUGAGGAGGGGCCCAUUGUGGUGAAGAGGAGGAGGCUGGAGCAACAAGAGGCCGUGGUGGAGGUAGAGGAGGUAUCAGCGCCCGCGACUUCAACUCUUCGCCUGGAAGGGACCUCGUCAGCCUCAGCUGCUGAGUUUGCUGCUACGCUCCGGGAGCACGGGUACAUCCGAGUGCAGACGACUAGUUUUUAUGACUCCGGGAUGAGGAGCACAGCGAAGAGGUUCAUCAACACUUAUUUCCCGGAGGUGGACCGUCAACGUGCGAGGGACGAGGUUGCUGCUAGGGGUUCAGUUGGCGUUGUCCGUCAGACGCUGGAGGCUGUUAAUCUCGUGAAUGCUUUGGCCAAUGAGCAUCACGAGAGUCUGAAGGAGAGGAACCAGAUGAGGAAGGAUAACGCCGAGCUCGUCAAGAAGAACGAGGCGGCCGAGGCCGAGGUGGCGAAGCUGAGAGCUGAGAUGGAGGAGCUCCGAAAAGAAAAUGCCACCUUCAAAAAGGACUCGGAGAUCUCGUAUCAGAAGAGGAAGAUAUGCGAGGCCGAGCUCGAUAAAAAGGAGAAGGAGCUGGAGGAUGCAGGGAGGACAGUGGCUGAGUUGGAGCUCAAGGUUCACAACUCAGUCGAAGAGCACGUGGAGGGGUUCCUGAGGUCCAGCACCUUCGAGGACAUCGUCAACCUCUACCGUCUUCCCACUGCCAUCGUGGCCUUCUCUGACUGCCGGAAGAAGGUGGAGGAGGACGGAGAGAGCAGCACUGCUGACUUCCGCCCAGAGGUAACGCUGAAGUGGGAGAAGGAUAGCAGAGGUCAAACCGUCUUACCUCCCAAGUUCAGCUUUGAAUUCGUGGCAGUGGAGGAAGAGGGGAUUGAAGGUGGCGGAGUUACCGAAGGUGCUGAGAAGUCAGCUGAAGGUGCGGACCAGCCAAGUCAGCCUGCUGAGAACCCCGAGCAGUUUGCGGCCAACUCGGAUCAAACUGCUGGCUAAAUUUGACCUCGGUUUUUUUUUUUUUUUUGAGAGAUAUUCUUUGUAACCGAUUGGAAAUUAAUGGAAUGGGUUUGAUUCGUUUUAUUGCGUUUGUGAUCCAAAAUAAGAGUUAAAGUGACAUUGUUAAUACAAUUAAGUUUGAAGA
Molecule: messenger RNA, 2264 nt
Organism: Rubroshorea leprosula
Lineage: Eukaryota; Viridiplantae; Streptophyta; Magnoliopsida; Malvales; Dipterocarpaceae
Source: the annotation of a GenBank genome assembly